Messenger RNA from Spizellomyces punctatus DAOM BR117, 873 nucleotides. RefSeq names its product glutathione S-transferase domain-containing protein. Bases 86 to 802 code for a protein of 238 amino acids. NCBI's taxonomy places the organism in Eukaryota, Fungi, Chytridiomycota, Chytridiomycetes, Spizellomycetales, Spizellomycetaceae. Gene Ontology annotation, cellular component: cytoplasm. The transcript is spliced from 2 exons. The record is from RefSeq and is a predicted model, not a curated record.
UUGUCGACCUCCUUACAAGUAUUAAAAGACAAGUUCCUUUCGCUUCCCUUCUUUGCAUCAAUUUGCAAUAUUUUGGACAGCCAACAUGUCUAACAAGAUCUUUAAGCUUCACCUUCUCAACCUCAACUAUUCCUCCUGGUCUCUGCGUGCGAGGAUCGCUGUCGAACAUUGCAACAUUCCAUGUGAAAUCAUUACAUAUUACAAAGAAGACCCUCAAUCCUAUGCAACCUACAAAGCUCUAUCUCCUACCGGAUUAUUACCACUCCUUGAGAUCAACUCUGAAUCGGGUAGCCUCCUCAUAGGUGAAAGUCUUGCCAUCCUCGAGACCUUUGCAGAAAGCACACCAUCCAUGUGGCCAACUGAUCCUCUCGACAGAGCGCAUGCUCGAUUUGUCGCAGCUGAAAUGCAUGGUGGGUUUCUUGCGUUGAGGAAGGCAAUGAGCAUGGAUUGGGGCCGGAGGAUAGCACCCGGGAAGAUCACGUGGUCGCCAGAUGUGCAAAGCGAAAUUCAGCGGAUAUUUGAUGUGUGGAGAGCAUGUAGAGACCGUACAGUCAGUGGCGCAGGAGCAGGAGCCGACGAGGGAUAUCUGUAUGGGUCUUUUACGAUUGCAGAUGCAAUGUAUGUUCCCGUAGUUUUGAGGUUUCAGACUUAUGGCGUCGAACCGAGGGAUGCGGUUAUUGCAGACUACAUGCAGACCGUGCUAAACACACCAGCAAUGAGGAAGUUGGCUGCCUUGGCGGAAGAGGAGCGUAAGAGUCAUGUAUUUCCGUGGCCAGAGUAUAAUCUCUACUCUGACGUAUAGGACAAUGUUUCCUGAAAUAAUAAGAGUACACUAAAAUAAGAUGGACCUCACGAACCUUUUGCUACCUUGCU